AGAGGCUGCAUGGUUCUGGCCGACACGCGCAUCACCCCGAGAUGGAGGAGGCGCUCGCCAAGUAUGUCUGCGAGCAACGGAGUCGGGGCCUGGCGGUCAGCGUCAAUGACAUUCGGGAAUGGAGCCGAAAGUACAUGCGCAGACGCGACCCACGUACCAGGUGGCAGGGGUCGAACCGAUGGAACCAACGGUUUCGCAAGCGGUGGGGAUUCACACUACGCUGCCGAACGAAGGUUGGGCAGAAGCUCUCUCCAGAAUGCGCCGCGGACUGUGAGGGGUUUUGGAAGUUCGUUCGCAUCAACCGUGCCCGUCAUCAGAUGGACUUACGCCGCAUCAUCAAUGCCGAUCAAACUCCUCUUUUCGUGGAGAUGCCAGCUGGCCGGACGUUGGAGCAGAAGGGGUCCCGUUCGGUGCCGGUGAAGACCGCUGGAUACGAGAAGCAACGCUUGACCGUGAUGCUAGCAUGCACGGCCAGCGGCGACAAGCUCCGGCCGUGGGUAUGGUUCAAGCACAAGACCAUACCCAAAUGUGAAUGUCCCUCGGGGGUCGAAGUGCAAGCGCAGGAGAACGGCUGGAUGGAUGAGGCAGCCGUCAAGAAGUGGCUGGAGAAAGAGGUUCUCCCCUUUCUCAACCCGAAGCGUGGGGUGCCAGCACGACGUGCCAUGCUUGUGCUAGACUCGUACCGUGGCCAUCUCACCGAUGGGAUGAAGCACGCGUACAGGACGCAUUGCAUCAUCCCUGCCAUCAUUCCGGUUGGGUGCACUCCGCUGAUUCAACCCCUUGAUGUUUCCAUCAACAGGUGUUUUAAAGCGGGGGUGAGGGCAUGCUAUGCAAAGUGGUUUGCAAAGCACGGCAUCAACCUACGCACGGCCAAAGGAAACCUGCGCCGCCCGCCCCACCCCGUGGUACUGAAGUGGAUUGACCAAGCAUGACGCGAUGUGCCACGUGACAUCAUCGUGCGAGCAUUCAAGACCUGCGGCAUUUCAAGCUCCAUGGAUGGUACAGACAACUACUUGGUGCUCCAGCACAUGCGUGGGGAGCCAGCUCUCAACGUCUCUGAAGACAUGUCCCUGCAAGGGACGAGUGGUGACAAUGCAGGUUUCGUGGAAGAGCAGGAGGCAGAGGAGGGGGAGGCGGGAGAGGAGGGAGAGGAGGGAGAGGAGGGAGAGGAGGGAGAGGAGGAGGAGGAGGGGUAGAUGAGGAGGAGGGGGGCUGUGAUUUUAGUACUAUGGAGACCCAUGAGGAUUUCUAAGAGACUACUCUUGUCCUAUCUGCAUUGAUGACUGAAUGCAUAGAAUUUUGCCAUACUAGA
This is a messenger RNA of Closterium sp. NIES-67, 1312 nucleotides long. The record is from the annotation of a GenBank genome assembly. Lineage: Eukaryota; Viridiplantae; Streptophyta; Zygnematophyceae; Desmidiales; Closteriaceae.